Frankliniella occidentalis (western flower thrips) is the source of this 4110-nucleotide messenger RNA. RefSeq names its product fatty acyl-CoA reductase 1-like. The record is from RefSeq and is a predicted model, not a curated record. The transcript has 9 exons. Gene Ontology annotation, biological process: long-chain fatty-acyl-CoA metabolic process. Lineage: Eukaryota; Metazoa; Arthropoda; Insecta; Thysanoptera; Thripidae. The coding region runs from base 146 to 1906 and encodes 586 amino acids. Gene Ontology annotation, molecular function: alcohol-forming very long-chain fatty acyl-CoA reductase (NADP+) activity. Gene Ontology annotation, cellular component: peroxisome.
GCCGCGCAUAAUAGAAUACCACGGGCAGGCAGUAGGACUAGGUCACUUCAAGAGACAGGUAGUCUGCUGGCGCACCCCGAUCCUAUCGUGUGACUCUCUGUAACAGGCCAGAUCAAACCUUGUGUUUCCCUCCCCAACAUCCGACAUGGCACAGCGGGGCCCCAGCAGUGUUAGGCCAGAGAAUGGUCAGCCCACACUUACACCCCCCACUUUUGCCACCUACUAUGAAAAUGCAGUCGUCACUGCUCGAACUCGGAAUCCAUCAAGAAGAGACGAGCCGUUCCAGAAAUUACCCGAAGGUCCACUGAUUGGCGGCGACGUCGCAAAGCACCUCCAUCGGCUGCGCGAUGAGAUCUACGAGAAUAGAAGGAAGACGGCCGAGGAGCGCAGCAAGCGACCGUCUGUAGCCGACUUCUACAAGGGCCGCCACGUCCUCGUGACGGGUGGCUCCGGCUUCCUGGGGCGGAUGCUCAUCGAGCAGCUGCUGCGGACAUGUCGAGAUAUAGGCAACAUCUACAUCGUCCUCAGGGCCAAGAAAGGGGAAUCCCCUGAGCGCAGGCUCCAGGCUCUGGUUUCUGUCCAGUUGUUUGACAGGCUGCGUGCCGAACAACCCGAUGCACUGUCCAAGAUCAUCGUGCUCCCGGGGGAUAUCACCGCGCUGGGCCUCGGGCUGAGCCGCCAGCACCAGGACCUGGUGCGCAGGGAGGUGUCCGUCGUGUACCACGUGGCGGCCUCCGUGCGCUUCGACGACCCCAUCCAAAAGGCCAUAUUAACCAACGUCCGCAGCACGCGAGAGGUGGUGGAGCUGGCCCGGGGCAUGCGGAUAGCAGCCUUGGUGCACGUGUCCACGGCCUACACCAACAUGGACCAAUACGACCCGGUGCUAGAGAAGGUGUAUCCGACGGAAGUGGACUGGAGGAGCGCGAUCCGCAUGGCCGAGGAGAUGAGCAGCGCCGACCUGUGGGCCAUGGACUGCCUGGGGCACAAGCUCCGCGGCUUCCACGUCAACACGUACACCUUCACAAAGGCCAUGGCCGAGAAGGUGAUAGACGACGUCGCCGAAGAGCUUCCCGUCAUCAUCGUCCGCCCUUCCAUCGUCAUCCCCGCGUACAAGGACCCGAUUCCCGGCUGGAUCGACAACCUAAACGGCAUGGGCGGUAUGUGGGCUGCCGGCGGGAAGGGCUUGAUCCGCGUUCUGUACGAACCAAAUCCAGUCAUAUUUAACACAGUGCCUGCUGACUUGGCCGUCAAGAACACCAUCUUGGCUUCCUGGGUGUGCGGCCAGAACUUCAGUCUGAGUGCAGAGGAGAGCGUCCGCAGAGGUGCCAACGUCGUCAACGCUACUACGCCCGGUGACCAAAGACUCGGUGUUACGCACAAAGACAUGGCGUUUGGCGUGGAGAAUCUUUCGAACAGGAUAGCCUUUCCUGGUUGUGUCCGCGACCCAAAAACGGUCCAAGCAAAGAACUAUGUGCUCUAUACGAUGCUACAUUGGUACCAUCACAUACUGUUCUCCAUAGUCCUUGACACGGCUGCUAGGCUCACUGGUCGAAAACCAAGGCUGCUAAUGUACCAACGCAAUGUGAUGGUGGGACUUCAAGCGACCGAGCCGUUUAUGAAAACCUUUAACUUUGGAAUGGAAAACCAAAAUUAUCUUCAGACCAUUAUACACCCCAAGGAUGAGGAAGCAUACAGCACUCUGGACUUCUACGGCGCCAGAGCCAGCAAAGAAACCUUAAUGGACUGGGCCUACAAUUGUGUAAGGGGCGUGAUGGUCUACACACUGAAGGAGGAAGUAAAACCCGAAAACGUCGAUCAAAUCCCUAAGCUUAAGAUGCUGAUGAAAUUGUACCAUGGCACAAUAGCUGCUUUGGUCGCAAUGGCCGUGUACGUUAUGGUUGGAUAAGUGCGAAAUACGCGUACCCCACCCCUGACACCACCUAAAUCGUACAACAAUAUUUAUUAUAACGAGCAAUGCUUCAAACUUUCCCCAUAAGAAAUGCGGUAUUUUACGCUACUAUAAAGUCACUCUUUCCCAGUCCGCCUGCUCAAGACCCCGGAUGUGUGGAUCGGUUAUCGGUUGGGUCAGCUAUUUGUUUCCUUCUGUACACGGUAAAAAAGUCUCAUUUUUUAAGGAAAAGCGCACUGUAAAAAGCUUACAUUGAUUUUCACUGUAAGCUGCAGUGAAAGCCUGCAGCACUGUAGCUUACGGUGAGAUUUACUGUAGCUUACGGUGAGAUUCACUGUAGCUUACAGUGAAAUUCACCGUAAGCUACGGUGAAUCUCACUGUAAGCUACGGUGCUGCAGGCUUUUACUGUAGCUUACGGUGAAAAUCACUGUAAGCUUUUAAAAGUGCUGAAAACUUUGAGGAGUUUCCAUGUUUGAGCAAGUGCACUCAUCACUUGCUGUACACUUGCUUGGAUACAAGGGAUUGUUUUUUUCCACGCGGCAAGAGCUUGAGCUAUGAAAGAUUCUGAAGACGUGCGAUCAAGUUCGUGGUCGUGGAGCGCGGUUACUGCCGCGGGGGAAAUGAGGGCUGCAGCCCCCUGCCCCGAGGGGCGCCGUAUACUUAACGACACAUGGCUCGGGACCUCAUCUACCCCGCGAGCUGUAUCCAUUCAGGGCCGGGAGGUGGUAAAGAGCCGGCAGGAGGACGUGCGCUGCUGAGCGACACGUGUUUUAUCUUCCUCCACAGAGCGUAUUGCGUUCCACCGAAUACCUCUCCUCCACUCGCCAGCUAGGCAAAGGUGGUCGCGCCAUCUGUGCGCCGGGGGGAGCUGAUGCUACGUGCACGGAGAGAAAUGUCAGGUUGCACUCCCAGCAAAGUAUAGGUUGUUAGGAACUAAAUAGCUAUCACAGCAAUCAAGUUUGCUCUACCAGCGAUCACGUUGCCGUCGUAACAAUUCGAAGGCAGCUACGAAUCCAGCUGCCGACAUCUAGCAAUAACAGCAAGCCGGUUUGAUGCAUUUACAGUUCUUGCAACUUUUGACCCGGUCUGUGCCAUCGCCAUCACCGUUCCCACAUUUCACCAAGUGAGGGGCACGGACGUUCCCACAUUGACCUUCUGAGUUGAACACUGUUACACUCUCAUUUCCUUAUGGACACGCUUACGGUGAAUUUUGUGCUAACAUAUUACGGAUCACAAAUUAUCCAUUAUAUGGAUAAAAUUGUCCGUAUUACAGACAAUUUGAUCCAUAUUACAGAGAUGCCGAGAUGCCUUCAUCCGUAGGGUAUGGACGAAAGGUCUAUACCUUACGGAGGAGGGCAUGUCUGUAAUAUGGAUCUAAUUGUCUGUAAUACGGACAAUUUUAUCCAUAUUAUGGAUAAUUUGUGAUCCAUAAUAUGUUAGCACAAAAUUCUCCAUAACAUACGGAUAGCACAUCCAUAGGGAAAUGAGAGUGUAGUAGAUUUCGUAAUUUUACGAUAAAAUUCCUCACGAACAGUUCGUAUUCUGCUUUUACGAACAAUGUUCGUCAAAUCCAAAAAUACGAACUGUUCGUAGGCAAUAAACAAAUUGUUCGUAAAUUUAUAGACGCACACUUGUUGACAGGGGUGCACAAUGACAUGGAUAACUUACAUAUCUAGAAAAAAUUACGAACUUUUCGUCAUUUAACAAGUAUUCGUUUUCAAAUCGAUAACGAAACAAUAUAGUGUAUAAAAUUUAACAGGUGUUUGUUCGUUAAUUUACGAUAAAAUCCCCUACAGUGAAGUGUUCUUAUUUACUUUUGUCCUGCUUCUCCGGGAUAGACGCCUUUUGAUUUGUUGUAUCGAGUGAUGAGUUGAGUGACGCGUUGAGGUUAUGUUUGGUUAUGGACACAGUCGCAGAAGUGACAUUUAUCAGUGACAGCUUUCUCCCCGGAUUACUCGCAUAUGAACUCUAUGAACAUUGCUUUCUUUUAAUGGUAAAGUGUUGUUUCCAUUUCUGAUCACUUUUGGGAGUUAAGAAACAACAUACGACAACAAGUGGUGGUUGUCCAAGAUUCGUCCGUGUUGGAAUCUGAUAAAGGUUAUGUCACCAAAAAUAUUUAAUUUGAACGAUAUUUUUUCACUAUUAUGUCAUGUGCUACGUCAUAUGUUUUUAGCGAAAUGAAAGGAAACAAUAUAUGAAA